CAGAAAUUAAACCAGAAAAGCUCUACCCUAUCUAACAUUCUGACCCUUCCCCUAGAAAUUGAAACUAUAAAAGCGCUAACAUGGUGGAUCCCUUCCCUUCAUCUCUCACUCAGUUCUCCACACCCUACCCUCCUCCGCAUUUUCCUUCUUCUUCUUCUUCUUCUUCUUCUUCUUCUUCUUCAGUGUAUUGGAAGUUCGAGCUCAAGGGCAAACAGUAAUGAAUGCCCUAUUGAGCUCGUCAAAGUACUGCUUGCAUUUAUAGCUUACCCUGUAUUUAUUUCAACGGAGGCCACCACUGCCUUCUUCACCAGCCAAAAGAAAUAGAGCCAGAAAAAAAAAAAAAAAAACUUAACAAUAAACAAAUAGCAGAGGAGAGGAGAGAUUGGAGAAGAGAGUUUAUUUCAGUGUGUCAGAAUGUUGAGGCCUACUAGUGCUAGCACUUCUCUGUUCAUCUUCGGUUUGGGUUUCUUCAGUCACAGCUGCUGUUACUUAUGAUGGUAAAGCCAUCAUCGUCAAUGGGCAGAGAAGAAUUCUCAUCUCCGGCUCCAUUCACUAUCCCAGAAGCACUCCUGAGAUGUGGCCUGAUCUCAUACAGAAGGCGAAAGAUGGAGGAUUGGAUGUGAUUCAGACUUACGUCUUCUGGAAUGGGCACGAACCCACCCCUGGAAAUUAUUACUUCAACGACAGGUACGACCUUGUGAAGUUCGUGAAGCUGGUUCAACAAGCGGGUCUCUACCUUAAUCUCCGGAUUGGCCCUUACGUUUGUGCUGAAUGGAACUUUGGAGGACUCCCUGUUUGGCUCAAGGAUGUGCCUGGAAUCUCCUUCAGAACUGACAAUGAACCCUUCAAGGCGGCAAUGCAAAAGUUCACAGAGAAGAUCGUCAACAUGAUGAAGCAAGAACAGCUCUUUGAACCUCAGGGAGGCCCAAUUAUUCUUUCCCAGAUUGAGAACGAGAUGGACCCGGUGGAAUACGAGAUCGGGGCGCCGGCGAAAGCCUAUGCACAAUGGGCAGCUAAAAUGGCAGUGGGGCUCGACACAGGAGUCCCAUGGAUUAUGUGCAAGCAAGAGGAUGCUCCUGACCCUGUGAUAAACACCUGCAAUGCGUUUUACUGUGAGAACUUCAAGCCAAACGCGCCAUACAAGCCUAAAAUGUGGACUGAAGCCUGGACUGCUUGGUUCUCAGCAUGGGGAAACCCAGUCGCAUACAGACCAGCAGAAGAUCUGGCAUUUUCAAUUGUCAAGUUCAUUCAGAGUGGUGGCUCUUAUGCCAAUUAUUACAUGUACCAUGGAGGGACAAACUUUGGUAGAACAGCAGGUGGACCCUUUGUGACCACAAGCUAUGACUAUGACGCCCCUCUUGAUGAAUAUGGUUUGACAAAUGAGCCGAGAUACACACACCUGAAACAUAUGCAUAAAGCAAUCAAGCAAUCUGAAACUGCUUUGGUUUCUGCUGACGCCACUGUGAGAUCACUCGGGAAAAAUCAAGAGGCUCAUGUAUACAGCUCAAAGUGGGGCUGUGCUGCAUUCCUAGCAAACUACGAUGUGAAUUAUGCAGUCACGGUCGACUUUGGAAAUGGUCGGUAUGAUCUCCCAGCAUGGUCCAUCAGCAUUCUACCCGAUUGCAAAACUGAAUUUUACAACACUGCAAAGGUGAGGGAAGAAAAGUUUCAGCUCCACGAGUGCACAGGAAGAUGACGCCUGUGGGUGGAUUUACAUGGAACUCAUACAUCGACGAAGUUGCUUCUGGUUUCGCUAGUGAUACAACUACACUGGAUGGAUUGUGGGAGCAAGUUUACUUGACCAAAGAUUCUUCGGAUUACCUUUGGUACAUGACAGAUAUCAAGAUAGAAGGCAACGAGGCAUUUCUGAAGAAUGGAGAUGACCCGGUUCUCACGGUCCAAUCAGCUGGCCAUUUUGUCAAUGUUUUUGUCAAUGGUAAACUCAUAGGAAGCGCUUAUGGCAGUAAAGACAAUCCCAAGUUGACUUUCAGCCAGGGUGUGAAGCUAAACGUUGGUGUUAACAAGAUUGCAUUGCUGAGCGCUUCAGUUGGUCUUGCGGUUAGUGUUUCUCACUUCUCUCUGGAACUUGGACUCAAUUUGGCUGUGCCAUGACCUUUUCCCAUGUUAAACCAGAAUGUUGGACCGCACUUUGAGAACUACAACGUUGGUGUUCUCGGUCCAGUCACACUGAAGGGAUUGAAUCAGGGGACAGUUGACAUGACCAAAUGGAAAUGGUCUUACAAGGUUGGCGUGCAAGGUGAGAAAUUGCAGCUGAAUACGAUCACUGGAAGUUCAUCCGUCGAUUGGUCAGAUGGAACGCUGUUAGCUGAAAAACAGCCUCUGUCGUGGUACAAGACAACUUUUGAUGCGCCAGAAGGGAACGAGCCAUUGGCGCUAGACAUGAUCAGCAUGGGGAAAGGCCAGGUAUGGAUCAAUGGGCAGAGCAUAGGCCGAUACUGGCCUGCAUAUAAAGCAGAAGGCAACUGUGGUACCUGCUAUUACGGUGGUUACUACGCGGAGAAAAAAUGUCUCAUCAAUUGUGGACAGCCUACACAAAGAUGGUACCAUGUUCCACGGUCAUGGCUGAAACCAAGCGGUAACUUCAUGGUUGUGUUUGAAGAAUGGGGAGGAGAUCCGACAGGGAUUUCUAUGGUCAAGAGAGGCUUAACUGGAAAGAAAUAUGAUGCAUAAGCUGCAUUCACAAUUAUGGUUACUGGCGAAAGGUCGAGAGCCAAUAUUGUGAAGUGCUGGGAUAUUGUACAGCAAAAAACUGCAUGAUAUUCUUUACAUUAUAAGGUAGUUAGGAGGAUCUGCUGUGAUUGAUGUUAUAUGAGUCCUUUCAAAAGUUAUUCAUUUCAGGUAAGCAUGUAGCUUACCUGGGUUUCAUUUCAGUCUUCUUUUGAAGAACUCUCCAAGCUUGUAAGGAAAAGUUACUGAUGUCGCUUCUCCUUCAUAUGAAUAAAAGUUGAUGAAGUUAAUAUACACCAG
Molecule: messenger RNA, 2988 nt
Organism: Linum tenue
Lineage: Eukaryota; Viridiplantae; Streptophyta; Magnoliopsida; Malpighiales; Linaceae
Source: the annotation of a GenBank genome assembly